CUCCAAUACCAUUACUACAAAAUCCUGCUACAAAUCAAAUUCCAACUCAAACCUAUGUUCCAGUAGGUGAUUUAAUCCAAUUAGAUGAUACACUCUCAUCACCUAUUCAAAAUAUAUCUUCAGACAAUGUUUCUUCAAAUCUACCCCAAAAUGAUAUAGAAUGGUUUGAUAAUAUGAAAGAAAGAUAUAAUGCAAGCACUGAUGAAAAAUGGCCUGAAUUAGCUGGAACCUUGCUCUAUGACUAUCCAAAAAAAAAUAUCAUAACUGUAGAAGGCAAUUUUGGUGGUAAAUCAGUAAGAAAAAAUUAUAAAUUAAUGAACAAAGAGUUAAUAUUUGAAGAAUCAGUUAUUCCAUCUCCUGAAAAUAUAAAAUAUAGAUUUAAUCAUUAUGUUGAAGACCGUAAUAAAUAUUUAGAAGCACCCUAUAUGCCCCAGCUUAUAGCAAAUACAAGAAAACAAAUUACAGAAGUUCUUAAAGCCGAAUUGUGUAAAAAAAAUCAAAUAAAAACUGCAUUAACUGCUCAAUGUAUAUAUUUUGGUCAUGUUAGCAAAGGAAAAGACAAACUUAAAAGUCUAUUAACUAUAAUUGCUUAUCACAGAAGCCUCAUGUGUAUUAUUCUUACAGAAGAAGAUAUCAAUGAACAUAUAAAUUUAUCUAUAUCAGAAAUAGAUAAUGCUAUAGACUUAUUUACGCAAGAAAGAUCAGGAAUAAAUUUGGUAAGGAUUGAAAUGUUAACUAUUGAAGCUUAUAAUUUUCGAAGAACAACUAGUGGGUCAUAUAUUUUUAAUCCAAAGAAGCUUGCUAAUACCAAAUGCAUAAUAAAUCCAGAUAAUUCUGAUAUUAUAAAUUCAGCAACAGGUAAGCCCACAGAUAAUUGUCUUAAAGGUGCAUUAGGUUGCUACUUUGCAGAUAAAGCAGGCAUAACAGAUCAUCUAGGAAGACGAAUAUAUAGAGCCAAAAGUUUACAACCAUAUCUGAAUAUAGUUAAUCUAGAUAGAAUCCCAAUGCCUACACCAAUUUGCUCACGUAUAUUUAAUAAGAUAGAAGAGAUGAAUCCAGAUAUUUCUAUUAAUGUUUGGGAAUGGAAAGAAGAAACAGCUACUCCCAAAGUGAUAAAAAAUUUAGAUGGGCUAGUUUAUGGGGAUACUGCUCAUUAUAGUAAAAGAUAUCUUUGUAGAAAAUGUACUAUAAGCUGGCCAUCAGAAAAAGCUUUUGCGAAUCAUUUUGAACAUUGUCUUCGUUUGGGAGAAGCAACUCAAAAAGUCAAAUUACCUAUCAAGGAUAUCAAUGACUUUGAGAAGUUUAAGAAUUAUGGACGAAUGAUCAAUGCUUCAUGUGUUAUUAUAGCUGACUUUGAGGCUGAUAAUAAGAAAUGCAAUGAGAAAUAUGAAGGGCAAAUACAAAAGCUUACUGAACAAAAGGCCAAUAGCUUUUGCUACUUGGAGUUUGUCGAAAGAAUUGAUAAAGAGUUGGUCAAAAUUAAUAGAGUUUUAGCUAUAAAACAUAAUCGAAUUGAGACUGACAAAGACAAAAAAAAAUUCAAUGAAGCAGAUAGUUGUUGGAUAUGCAAAGAUAAAUUCAUUAUAGAUGAAGAUAAAGUCAAAUGCUUAGAAAAUAAGGCAUCAUGGCUUAAUAAUAAGCUAAAAAAUACCUCAAUAAAUUCAGAAGAUUAUAAGACCUUAACAAAACAAAUUAAUAAGAUAACUAAAGAUAUUAAUCAAGAAAAGAAUAUAGAUAUAAAGGUUUGGGAUCACUGUCAUAUUACAGUUGUCUUUCAUAAUUUUCAGGGCUAUAACUCUCACUUGGUUUGCGAAUCUGUUGGAAAAUCAGUUAAUGCAAAUCAAAUCAAGGUUGUAACUGAGACAUUUGAUCUUACAAAAAAUUUGAGUAAUAAUCAUCCAAUAACAUCUAAGCACUUCAAAAAACUAGGCUAUACAAAAGAUCAAUUAGAUUUAGUAUAUCGAAAAGGAGUUUAUCCAUAUGAUUAUAUAGAUUCACAGGAUAGGUUUUUAGAGACUGAGCUUCCACCAAUUCAUGAAUUUAGUACAUAUCUUUGUGGUAAAAUUAGCCAAAAAGAUUAUAAGCAUGCCCAAAAAGUAUGGAAGGAAUUUAACUGCAAGACUUUAGGUGAAUACCAUGAUAUAUAUCUUAAAACCGAUGUGUUUAGUCUUGCUGAUGUCUGGACACAGUUGCAAAAAAUGUCUAUAGAAUAUGAUGGACUUUAUCCAAGCUAUUAUGUUUCACUUCCAGCAUAUUCUUGGGAUGCUAUGCUUAAGAUAACAGGAGCUAUAAGUCAGUAUUUGCCUAUUGAAAAUUAUAAAUGGGAGGUAAGUCGUAAAUAUCUUGAGGAUAAUCCAAAUGAGCAAAAGAAAUAUCUUGAAAAAAUUCUUAAUACUAAAGCAGAUGCAAAAAAAGGAUAUUUUCUAAAUAUUAAGGUGCACUUUCCUCUAAAAACUCAUGACUAUUUGAGUGAUUUACCUCCAGCUGUAGAAAACAUGGUUGUAAGUAAAAAUAUGUUGUGUCUUUAUACUACAGAGCUUGUAGAUAACUUAGAUAGUAGACGUUUCUCAGCUACAGAAAAAUUAGUAUCCCAUCUUGGGCCACGAGAAGAUUAUGUUAUUCACUACCAAGAGCUUCAAUACUAUGUAAAAUUAGAUAUGAUAGUAGAUGAAGUUACAGAGAUCUUAUCAUUUGAUCAGGAUAAUUGGCUUGCUCCCUAUAUAGCUUUUAAUACAGAAAAACGUAAUGAGGCCAAAAAAGCUAGAAAUACAUUCCUAAGUAACUUUUUCAAACUCAAAAAUAAUGCUGUAUAUGGUAAAACUAUGGAGAAUGUUUAUAAGUAUCAAGAUGUCAAGCUCAUGGCUAUAAAUAAUGAGCAAGAUGAAAAAAAUUUUAUUAACCAGAUUUGUAAACCCUCAUUUAAGUAUGCUAAACAACUUGGUCCUUCACUUAUAGGAGCACAUAUAGGAAAAGCUAGUAUAACUCUUAAUAAACCUAUUAUUGUUGGAGCAUCAGUCUUGGGUCUUAGCAAACUUCACAUGUAUUGCUUUUG
Messenger RNA from Cetraspora pellucida, 3052 nucleotides. The record is from the annotation of a GenBank genome assembly. NCBI's taxonomy places the organism in Eukaryota, Fungi, Glomeromycota, Glomeromycetes, Diversisporales, Gigasporaceae.